Messenger RNA from Umbelopsis ramanniana AG, 2276 nucleotides. RefSeq lists its product as uncharacterized. The coding region runs from base 101 to 2161 and encodes 686 amino acids. The record is from RefSeq and is a predicted model, not a curated record. Lineage: Eukaryota; Fungi; Mucoromycota; Umbelopsidomycetes; Umbelopsidales; Umbelopsidaceae. The transcript has 7 exons.
UUCUCCUCUUGUUUGGACUGAAGCUAUUUGGACUGAAGCCAUUGUACAAAAAAGCCGGAAAGAGCUGUUGAAAUAUUAUUUUGUUUACGACUUACAGCUCAUGGCUGAUCCCAGCUCUACAGCAGAAAUGCCAGGAAACCACAACACCUCACAUGACCCAUUGAGCGACAGUCUCGAAUACUUGCUAGCAUCACGACAAUCGCAUCAGGACGACACAACUGACAUCAAUUGCUGCUGUGGCGAGAUUGAAUGUCCAAGCCAGAAGCAAUAUGAGCAGAGUCUCCAAAAGGCGGAAUCAGACGCAAGAUUAGCUGCAGAAAUUGGCCAAACUUUGCUGCAUAAGCAUGAACGCUACACAAUGGACGCUCAGGCCAUUCAAGCCGAGUUGGAACAGAAGAUCAAAUUAAUUUCCGCCGAAAAGAAAGAGUUGGAAAGGCUGAACCAUGAAGCAAAGAUUGAAAACGAGCAAGCGAAAGACGACCGAGUUAGAGCUAUUGCUGAACGAGAGAGAUCGAAAAAGAUGGUAGAAGCUGUGCAAAAAGACCUCGAAAUAAUCUCUAUACGGUGUAAGAACUUAGAGGACGAAAAUCAAGCUAAGAAGUCAGAAAUCGCAGAAAUUAAGGCAUUGCAAGUGAUAGUUGCGCAGAGCCAUUCUAUGGAGCAAACAAUGCAGAGCAAGGUUGACGACCUUUUGCAAGAGCUUAGCAGUGUACAAAAAAACGAAGCAGCGGUCGAGUCCAAGUAUCGAAAGCUGAAAUCUCGAUACGAGGCACUGCAUGCAUCAUAUCAUAUGACGAAACGACAGAUGAAAGAGCUGGAGAGUAGCAGUGAAGAUUACAAGGCACUGGCUUGGUUGAAGGAAUCUAAUAACAAGAUGCGACAAGACUUAUUACAUAUUUCCAAAGGUUCUCCCAAUAAAGAAACACAAGGCGCUCAAUUAAUCUCAUUAAUUCAGGAGCUUGCCACAGCAAAUAACAAGCUUAAAGGAGAAAUCUUAAAUCAACAAGAGACCAUUUCAGCACUUUCUUCACGUGUACAAGAAGCGGAAAAUGAUACAAAGAACGACGAGGAUGAGGAUUACGACCACAUUCAUCAUAAUGCAGAAUCAAGGGAUAAUUUUUCUAUUCCAAUGCCCAAGCAUAAACAUGCAAAAUCAACCGAUAUGUCAAGCCAAUUAAGUGGAUCAUGGACGAGCAGUAUCUUAGCUACUUCUCCUCCUCGAUUCAAUGUAAACGUGCCCGAGGAUGUCGGCAAUCAUAAACCUCAACCUAUAUCCCUACUAUCGAAGCUGGAAGAGGCGCAAAAGUCAAACCUGUCACAGUCACUGCCUGGAAAACCAAUAAUGUUUAAAAAGCCGGAGAGCAUGAUCAGUGUUGAUACUUACGCAGGAGAUGCCUCUAUCAACCCACAGCGCAGUACCAGUACACCUAUGAAGACCAAAUUUGGCUCCCCAUUAUCUCAGUCCAGUAUAUUCGUGACUCCUUCACCACCCCACUCACCAAGUUAUGGUGGACAAGAGUUACGUCACCCAUACAAGGUGCUAUAUGACCUUGCGUUUAAUCUACAGAAGAGACUCAGCGGCACGGAAAUAAGAAUUCUCAAUCGAAGGCUGCAUCGUGCAUUUGAUAUGCUCAAGUUAACGGAUUUAUCCAAUUCUAUCAUUGAAAAUGUAAAUCAAGAUAUUCAAGCAUUGGAUAGUCGAUUUUCAUGGGUUCAACAAGGCGUCAAGGAUCAAGAGCAACCAUGGGCUCAGGAAACAAUUUCUCUCGGCAGCUUCUUUGUCAUGGUCAAGCUUGUGCAGGAUCUUUUGGCGGAGAUAGGAAAUUUACGGACGACGUUAAACAGUUUGCAGGUCGAAUACGUUAACAAAGUCAACGAGAAUCAAAGCUUUGUUGAAAAGGCAUUGGAAGAGCAAUCAGAUUCAAGCAAGCUAGACAAGUCUGAGUCUAAACAGACGGAUAAUACAGGAACGUUUGCCUGGCUUUCGUCCAUAAUAUAUCGGACGUCCGGCUCCGUUGCGUCUGUCAAAAACAGCGAUGACGACUCAGUCCAUUCUAGCACAGAAGAAAUUUCUGAAGCUGGCAACACGAGUUCUAUAUCUUACUUAUCUAAUUCUAUAUAUCGAAUUGCAAACACUUUGCAAGGUGGCCAAAAAUAUUGAGAAAUUAAACGUUUUCGGCUAAAGUAUAAAGAUCUGAGGAAAUGAUUCAUCUGAAAUUAUCGGGGCUCAGCCAAUAAAAUCAGUUCACUCAUUGUGUCUCACGUAAAAGUCACUU